Centruroides sculpturatus (bark scorpion) is the source of this 1067-nucleotide messenger RNA. RefSeq names its product inositol oxygenase-like. Bases 240 to 1067 code for a protein of 275 amino acids. The transcript has 3 exons. Gene Ontology annotation, biological process: inositol catabolic process. Gene Ontology annotation, molecular function: inositol oxygenase activity; iron ion binding. The record is from RefSeq and is a predicted model, not a curated record. Gene Ontology annotation, cellular component: cytoplasm. Lineage: Eukaryota; Metazoa; Arthropoda; Arachnida; Scorpiones; Buthidae.
UUUAUGUAACGUCGAUAGCAAUUUUCUUUAUCAAUAACCAAUCAAAUGGUGGGUGUGUCGCCUUUCGCCAAUACAACUCCAAUAAUCUCGAAAUUAGUUUCCACCCAACUUUCAAAUUUUUCUAUAAAAGUUUUCGAACAGACUGGCAGAGCAUCACUUUAAAUAUAACUAAGAUAUAAGCUAUUAUAAGCUUAUAUUCUUCUAUCAAAUCAACUACAAUAAGCGUAGCAGUCGUCGACAUGCCUCAUAUUAACAACACGUUGCUGUGCAACUCCGUUUUAAUGCUAGAUCCUUCCGAACAUUAUCGUCCAGAACACAAAAAAAUGGAAGAAUUCAGACAGUACACUACGGACAAGGACGAUCAUAUCCAGAGAAGAGUACGAGAAACUUAUAGGAAAAUGCACAAUAACCAAACUGUACAAUUCGUCGGCGAAAGAAGUCGCUACUGGACGAAAUUCGAUAAGUGCCAGAUGAACAUAAUGCAAGCUCUCGAAAAGCUCAACGCUUUAGUAGACGAGAGCGAUCCCGACGUCGACAUCCCUAAUAUCGUGCACGCAUUCCAAACUGCCGAAAGAAUCCGUCAAGCUCACCCUCAAUUGGAAUGGUUCCAUCUGACGGGCUUAAUCCACGAUCUGGGAAAACUGAUGGCACUGUACGGAGAACCUCAAUGGGCGGUGGUGGGAGAUACGUUUCCGGUGGGAUGCGCUCCCGCAAACUCCAUCGUGUACAGAUCCAGCACCUUCGAAGACAAUCCCGACACAAAAGAUGCCAGAUACAACACUAAAUUUGGCAUAUACGAAGAGCACUGCGGCUUGGAGAACGUUUUAAUGUCUUGGGGCCACGACGAAUACAUGUACCGAGUAUUAAAGAAUCACAGUACUUCUCUACCCGAAGAAGCUCUGUACGUCAUCAGGUUCCACUCGUUCUAUCCGUGGCACACGGGAAAAGACUACGAAUAUUUAUGCAACAACAAAGACAUGUCCAUGUUGAAAUGGAUCAGGGAAUUNAUAAAAAACGGUGUUGAAUUAAUUAUUGUUCUUCGACCAUUUCUGCAUUUUCGGAAAUAA